This is a messenger RNA of Chinchilla lanigera (long-tailed chinchilla), 1073 nucleotides long. RefSeq names its product hydroxysteroid (11-beta) dehydrogenase 1-like (gene Hsd11b1l). The record is from RefSeq and is a predicted model, not a curated record. Lineage: Eukaryota; Metazoa; Chordata; Mammalia; Rodentia; Chinchillidae.
UGCGGCCCCCAGCCUGACCAACAGCGAGGGCUCCCUGGUGGUGGUGUCCUCGCUGCUCACGGCGUUUGCGGCGAGGCGGUUCCCCGGGCGGGCACACCUGGGGAGGUGGGGGGCGCGGCCGCUCAGCGCCCGCCUGCCCCAGGCCGCGUGCCGGUGUCCUUCUCCGCGCCCUACUCGGCCAAGUCCGCACUGGACCGCUACUUUGGCUCCCUGCGGCGGGAGCUGGACAUGCAGCAUGUGGACGUGGCAUCACCCUGUCAUACUGGAGCCGCGGGACCUUCGCCGCCGAGGGCGUUAGGGGAGGGCGCGCGUGCAGGGGUCGGCGUCCUGGCGCAGUGCCCACCACGCUCUCCUGUAUGCGGGGGCGCCCGGGCGGCCCUGGCCGUGAUCCGCAGCAGAGCACCGCGCGCCGCCUGCGUCUUCUGCCCUGGGCGCUUCUGCUCCGGCUGGCUACCGCACCCGCCGGCCUAGUUCGUCCGCCAGGACCUCCGUGUCUCUGCCGCGGCUGGACCCUGAGUUCCCAGGCCAUAUAGUUACAGAAAGACCUCCAAGAGGGUGGCCAAGGCCAAACGCCCAAGAGCGAGCUCAGCCAGGCGUGAUGGCACACGCCUGUAAUCCCAGUACUCAGGAGGCAGAGGCAGGAGGGUGGCCACAACUUUGAGGCCAGCCUGGACUACAGAAUGAGAGCCUGUUUCAAGCACAAACAAAAUACAGAAGGGCAAACUGAGGACAGCUACCAGCACUUGGACACGCGCGCCUCUUGGGGACUUGUAAGGCGUCAGCCCAGGCUUCUUGGUUGGCACUGGUGGCAGGGUUAUUGCUUCCACUUUGUAGAGACCUGGAGCUUGGAAGAGUGGUGUGACUUGGCCAGGCCAGGCCGCCCUGGAGGCAGCCCCAUGUUGCACCUGACCUUCGAGCCCCUCCUGGGCUGCUGGCUGGCUCAGCUGGGGCUCCGGUACCCUGGACACUGCGGGCCGCUCAAUGGCGCCAGGUACAAGAUCCUAGGAGGAGAAGAGAGCAUGUUCUGGGCUGGGCCCAGCCUCCCAUUUCAUAAUAAAAUCCAUUUUCCCUCA